AUGAUUACUUUAAUUUUAAUGGUAGAGAAACAACUUAAAAGGAGUAACAAGGAAUCGACCGGCCUUGAAUUUCAUGUCAUAGAAAACAACGUUGCUAUAGAUUUUUCAGAUCUUGAUCUGGACAAUAAUAUCUUUAAUUAUCCAAGCUUUAAUGAUAUGAAUAUUAAUAUCUUUAAUAAUCUAGACACAAAUAUCUUCAAUGAUCUAGAUAUUAAUAUCUAUAAUAAAGAACAAAAUGAUAAAUUAUCAAAAAAAAUUGGAUGCCAAUGGCAACUAAAUGCUGGUUUUUGUAAAAGUGAAAAUGCUGUAGUUAUUAACAAGCUUGUUGAGAAGCAUAAUCAUCUACUCACACCAUAUAGAAAAGAAUUUGCUCCAAGUUUACACUCAUUUUCACAAGAAGUUUUUGAUGCAAUAAAGUUUUUAACACAAGAGUGUAAUCUUGGAGUCAAAGCUCAACAUUGGUAUUUGUCAAAAAAAUUCUCUAACCAACCAUUAUAUGAUCAUAAAAUUGAAAAGUAUUUGACAUCCAAAUUAGUAUUUGUUCAAAAUACUCAAAUAUUUCAGAGUGUUUUAUAUUGGGCAUUUUUGGUUAAAACUUCUAAUAAUUUAGUUUCACCACCUAAAGCUCAUGAAUACUCAGAGGGGUAUUUGGAAGAUGAAUAUGACGCAUUACAAGCCUCACUUGAGACUAUUAUAAAGAUGGUAAACCACGAAAAUAUUUUGGAGAUUUGGAGAGUUACAUUGCCAAUUACAGGUACAACUGCAGAACAUAAAACAGUUAUAGAAAUGAAUCAAGUAAUAUCUAUUUGUAGGCCAGAUAUAUAUCAGUCUAAAAUUUGUAAAAAUAUUACACAAAAGCAAAAGUAUGGCAUUGCUAAAAGUGGGUUAAAAUUUGCCAUUGACAAUGAUGUUGAUAUCACUCAAAUUGAAAAUCCAAAAAAGCUAAAGCAUAAGGGUCAUCCCAAAGGGUCAAAUUCUGUACAACAAGAUAGUCUUCAGGAUUUAAAUAUAGAACAAAAAGAAAAUUCAAAACCAAAAAAAUGUGCUAAUGUUAAAACUGAUAAUAAUAAUAUUAAACUGAAAUUAGGAACCCGACAUUGUAAAAAUUGUUAUGGAACUGGACAUUACAAUUCUACUUGCAAAUUCCCCAAAAAUCACUUUAA
Dentiscutata erythropus is the source of this 1163-nucleotide messenger RNA. The record is from the annotation of a GenBank genome assembly. Lineage: Eukaryota; Fungi; Glomeromycota; Glomeromycetes; Diversisporales; Gigasporaceae.